Messenger RNA from Clavispora lusitaniae ATCC 42720, 741 nucleotides. RefSeq lists its product as uncharacterized. Gene Ontology annotation, molecular function: ribosomal large subunit binding. Lineage: Eukaryota; Fungi; Ascomycota; Pichiomycetes; Serinales; Metschnikowiaceae. The record is from RefSeq and is a predicted model, not a curated record. Gene Ontology annotation, cellular component: mitochondrion. Gene Ontology annotation, biological process: translation.
AUGUUUCGCUCUUUAAUUUUCAGAUCCACUAUAAGAGCUGUGCCAAAAAGGGUAUUCCCGAUAGCCGCUAUUCCUACUAGAAGCUUUCAUGCCUCAUUUGUGUCUUUAAAAAAAAAGGGGAAAAAAGGCUCUGCUAAAGAUGUCGAAGAAGAAGUUACAGAUGCACCUCAAAUUGACAUGGACGAAGUAACAAAGAGACUCCAACUGGUAAUUGAUAAGUUUGCCAAGCAUGCAAACGAAGCAAAACUAGGUAAAACAAAUCCACAGAUUUUUGACCACUUGCAGGUUGAAACUGCAGACGGUGAAGCGGUAUUCACCUCUGUAGCCCAAACUGCACUCAAAGGCCGUAAUUUCAUCAUCACGGUGUUCGAUCCUGCCAACACAAAGCAUGUGGUGAAUGCUGUAUUGGCGUCAGAUUUAAAUAUGAAUCCGAUUGCAGAUCCUUCUAACAAACAAAUGUUGAAGGUUCCUUUGCCUCCCGUGACUACAGAAUCCAAAAAGGAGAAUGUUAAACAUUUGAAGACAAUAUAUGAGAAGUAUCGGAAUGGUCCAGGUGGAUCAGGAAAGCACGCUAGUACUUUAGCGGCAAUUAGGGCGGAUGUGAAGAGCAAAGUGGCGAAGAAAAAGAAGUUGACUGAUGCUGAGACUAAAGUAUGGACCGAGUAUGAAAAAUUGCACAAAAGUUUUACAGAAAAGCUUGGAGAAGUUUUCAAAACAGCAGAAGCUGCUAUGAUGAAGUAA